This is a messenger RNA of Cercocebus atys (sooty mangabey), 6259 nucleotides long. RefSeq names its product solute carrier family 35, member F3 (gene SLC35F3). The transcript is spliced from 7 exons. Gene Ontology annotation, cellular component: membrane. The record is from RefSeq and is a predicted model, not a curated record. Gene Ontology annotation, biological process: thiamine transport. The coding region runs from base 3820 to 5016 and encodes 398 amino acids. Lineage: Eukaryota; Metazoa; Chordata; Mammalia; Primates; Cercopithecidae.
CCCAAACUGGAAGCAAUCUAGAUGUCCAUCAAUAGAUGAAUGGAUAAGCCAAAUUUGGUAUAUCCAUACAAUGGAAUUCUCUUCAGGCAUCAAAAGAAUGAACCGCUGACACAUGCUACAACAUGGAUAAACCCCAAAGACAUGAUGUUAAAUGAAAGAAGUCAGAUGUGAAAGUCCGUAUAUGUAUAUGAAAUGUUCAGGAUAUGCAAAUUAUUAUAGAGACAGAAAACACAUUCAUGGUUGCCUAGGGUUGAGGGUGGGAACAGGGAGAACUUCAAAUGGGCACAAGAACUCAUUUCGGCAUGAUAGAAAUGUUCCAAAACGAUGCUAUGGUAAUGGUUUCACAAAUCAAAUUUGCUAAAACUUACUGAGUCGUGUUGUUAACUGAAUUUUAUACUAUGAGAAUUAUAUCUCAAUAAAGCUGUAAACAACUAAAAUAACUCUAUAGACCUUACUGAGAUAGAUGUCAGUUGCGAGGCAUCAUCUCCCAUUUCCUGUGCAAUUCUACCUCCUUUGCGUUAGAAAGGCUUGGUUCACACGAGCCAGCUGGUGGUCUUUGAUACCUGCUCUGGGUCCCUUACCCUAAAGAAAGGACUUGAUAAUGUGAAUGACGAGUUAAUGGGUGCAGCACACCAACAUAACACAUGUAUACAUAUGUAACAAACCUGCACGUUGUGCACAUGUACCCUAGAAUUUAAAGUAUAAUAAAAAUAAAAUUAAAAAACAAAAAUGAAAGAAAGGACUUGAGCACUUUCUAAGGGCAAACUCCCUGGAGACUUUUUCAGAAAGAAGUCAACAAGGGUCCACUUAUUCUCGGGGAAGCUCAUAAAAGAAACAUUAUUGAUCUCUUGAAAGUUCAAAAGGGCCAUUUUAUGAGAUGAGAAUGAAUGACUUUCCAAUCUUUCUUACUUUUCAUUGUAGAAGUGACUUACAUUAAGAAAAAGAAAAAGCACCCAAUUCAUCAUUUUCUCAGGCCUAAGCAGUGGACAGUUCAUAGGACUAAGGGUGUGCUUUGGUACCCAAAUGAGUUGGUAGCUAAACUAGACCUUCAGCUCACCCAUUGUGACCUAGAGUUUCCUUCUGCUACGCAGACGUUGCCUCUAGGUACUACUUCUGUUUGACCAAAGAGUAUGAAUCCUUUCUCUCUUUGGUCACAAGCAAAAAGUGUGAUUUUGCAGGUGGUGGGGUUUAUGCAGUUUUAACAAAUUGCCUGACAGCCCUCAGAACACUGAGACAGGGCUAAAAUGGAAGCUCACACACAGGCAUGGUUACAUCUCACCAUGCCAUGGAGUAUAUAAAGUACACAUGAGAACACUCCCCCUGCAUUCGCGCGCGCGCACACACACACACGUGCUUAACGGAAGCAACUCAGGCAACAGGACUGGGAUGAACCCACCUGUCCUCCAGCAUUUAUGGAUGAAUUAAGUAGCAUAAACAGAAUUUAGAGGUGACACAGCUUCAGGGAGAUGCUUGAAUCCACAAUUACAGCAUCUGUCAGCAUAAGCAUUGGGCUAGAGUGUAUAAUCUGCUUUGCAUUGCUCCCAGAACUGCUGGCUAAAGUACAAGAUUAGAAUUUAAGGCACAAGAUGAUCAUAAACAGAGGGAUUGUUAGUGGGGAAGGGGUGUUGGAGAGUGAAGGUGAGGGUGACAUAAGUAGUAUUUCUAGUUGCAUACCCAUGGUCCCAGGAGCUGUGGCAGUAAACAGUGUGAGGCUAAUUUUGGCAUUGAUUUCCUUGAGGCACUGCCUCUUUCAACUGUGAUAAAGGCGUGAAAUCAAACAAAGGCAACACUUGACCUGAAAUUUUGGAGGUGGGGGGCAGAAUUAAACAGAAAUUUCCUACACUUAGAAGAUUUGAAAGGCUUCUGAAAAGAGAUACAGCCUUCCUCAUUGUAACUCCUUCUGUCUGAAAUCUGUUUGAGCAUCAGUAAGCCAGAGCAUCAGUAAGCCAGUUCGUGGAAAAUGACCCUGGAAAUGAUGUGAAGUGUGGGGUGCACUUCCAAUAGUAGAAAAUAAAUGCAUCUGCUAAGCAAAAUUGUUGUGUCACUCUACAUUUGUUCUUCAACUAACUGUAUUACUUUGUUAUGGAUGUUGUGGUUUGCACUUUCCUAAUAAAGUAGGAUCAGUCAACAUCUGAGUUUGCUCCAGUCCCUUCAGCAAACCUAGCAGUUUCUCCUGUGGCAUGUCUAACCAAAGCAAGAUGAGGCAUUGCAGAGUGACGAGGUGGCAGUGAGUUUCAGUUCUCACCACCAUCCUCACUGCCCCUGGUCAGGUCAUGGGUAUUCCUGACCCUGAAUUUUGCUCCUAUUUUUUACUUUUAUGUUCUAUCCUCCAAGGCCCAGGCCAACCACCUGCCUCUUCUGAUUCUUUUCACUAUUAUCACAAUGCACACUGACCACACUCUCUGCAGAAUUCCUGUUAUAUAGUCCGAAUCUCUAUUUUACACGUAAUUGUUCUGUAAUUCCUUCAUGGAUCUUUCGUCACUCUGACAUAGACAGUCCAUUCCUGAAGAAUGGUAAUCAUGCUUUACGCUUAUUUAUAGACCACCCAAAGCUCUUGGCACAGGGCACAUGUUUCACAGCAAUUUCCUGUCUGAUUGAAAGGCUCUGAGGAUGCAUUGCACUGCACAUAGGCCUGUGAGAUGUAAAAAGUGCAUGCUGUUCAUUUUAAGUUAGGUUAAAUAAAUGAAAGAUAAAAACACAGUGUGAUCCCAAUUUUUCAGUUUGGGUGUGUGAAUGGGUUUGUGUGUUCAUCUGUGCUAGGGGCACAGUUCUGCUGAGAGGGGUGUGUGUAUGUGUGUGUGUUGCACAGACACAAAAGACUGGGAAAAUGUGGCAAAUGUCAAUUGUGGUAUCUCUGGGUGCUAACAUCAUUAAAAAUUGCUUUUUCUUUUUACUAUUUAGCAAUUUUGUGAUGUAUGUAUAAAGAAUACUUUUUAUUUAUAUGAGGUAUGAUGUGUUUAGCAGUAUGAAGAAUGAGGUAAUGAAACUGAUAAGUGAUUAUUAUUAUAAAAGACGCAGUAUAGUGAAGUGGGAGGUUUGCAAUGAAUUGGGUUUGGUUGUCUAUUAUUCUUAAUGGGUAUAUUCCAGUGUUUCCCAAAGUGUAUUCCAGAGUACAGUAGUCCCUACCACAGGUGUUACAAUUUAAAUAAUAUGGGAAGCAGCCUCCUGGAAAUUCACAAUAUCCAUUGGCCCUGAAUAUUCCUACAGCAAAGGAAUCUGUCUGUUCUACUUGGUGUUUUCCAAAUCUAUCCAAGCGUGGAAUCUUUUUUCCUUAUAACGCCUGUUAACUGCAUUACAUUUUGUAAAACGUUGUUCUAUUUAUAGUGUGGUUAUUUUCGAAUAACAGAGUAGUGAGUUUAGUUCUAAGUGUCUUAAUUUUGUUUGUAUUUUGUUCGUAUUCCUUUGGUUUGAGGAUCCAGAGGUUACGAAGUUAGAGAACAACUUCUUUAAUCCAAAUCCAUAGAAACAGUGUAGCAAUACCAAAUUACAUGAUUUGAUGUUUUUCUCCUUCAUUGUAAAAGCCAUGCAGCCUCACUGCCUAGUUUGCUACGUUUUAAAGCUUAAUUUGCUAUAAUGAAAACAUUCAAUGAAGAAACAUGCUGUGAGCUGAAUUUAUUCAGCCUCUUUUGGAGUUCAUUCUUUCACUGGAAGUUAUUACCGUGAAACUGCAUUUUAUUUUUGUGAACUUUUUUUUCAUCUCUACAAUCAUCUUUUCAGGAUGAGUUUUUGACAGUGAUGCCAAUAGUGACAAACCCCUCUAACCUCCAACACACCUUGCAAAUUAUCCCGAUAAUGAACAGCUGCAGAUGCUAAUUCAAAAUGACAGGGGAGGAGCGCCCCCGGGACUCCCCGGGCCCGGCGGAGGCCCAGGCGCCGGCCGGGGUGGAGACCGGCGGGAGAGCGAGCCGCCGCUGCUGGACGUGCUCCCGGGCGCAGCUCAAGAAGAUCUUCUGGGGCGUGGCGGUCGUGCUGUGCGUGUGCUCCUCGUGGGCGGGCUCCACGCAGCUCGCCAAGCUGACCUUCAGGAAGUUCGACGCGCCCUUCACCCUCACGUGGUUUGCCACCAACUGGAACUUUUUAUUCUUCCCGUUGUACUACGUGGGGCACGUCUGCAAGUCCACAGAGAAGCAGUCUGUGAAGCAGAGAUACAGGGAAUGCUGUCGAUUUUUUGGAGACAAUGGCUUGACUUUGAAGGUGUUUUUUACCAAGGCAGCACCCUUUGGUGUUCUUUGGACACUCACAAACUACCUGUACUUACAUGCAAUAAAGAAAAUAAACACUACGGAUGUCUCCGUGUUGUUCUGCUGCAACAAAGCUUUUGUGUUCUUGCUCUCAUGGAUCGUUCUCAGGGACAGAUUCAUGGGAGUGAGGAUUGUGGCCGCCAUCCUCGCCAUCGCUGGCAUUGUGAUGAUGACCUACGCUGAUGGCUUCCACAGCCACUCCGUCAUCGGCAUCGCACUGGUGGUGGCCUCAGCAUCCAUGUCUGCCCUCUACAAGGUUUUGUUCAAGCUCCUCCUGGGCAGUGCUAAGUUUGGAGAAGCCGCCUUAUUUUUGUCCAUCUUGGGUGUGUUUAACAUCCUCUUCAUCACCUGCAUUCCUAUUAUCCUCUACUUUACCAAAGUGGAAUACUGGAGCUCUUUUGAUGACAUUCCAUGGGGAAAUCUUUGUGGAUUUUCAGUUCUCUUAUUGACAUUCAAUAUUGUAUUAAAUUUUGGAAUUGCUGUUACAUAUCCCACUCUGAUGUCUCUUGGAAUCGUCCUCAGCGUACCUGUGAAUGCAGUGAUUGAUCACUACACCAGUCAGAUUGUCUUCAAUGGGGUCCGGGUCAUCGCCAUCAUCAUCAUCGGCCUGGGUUUUCUCCUCCUGCUCCUGCCAGAGGAGUGGGAUGUGUGGUUGAUCAAGCUGCUGACCCGCCUCAAAGUGAGGAAGAAGGAGGAGCCUGCAGAGGGCGCUGCCGACCUGAGCUCAGGACCUCAGAGCAAGAACAGAAGAGCCCGCCCUUCCUUCGCCCGCUAACACCACUCCUCUAGAACUCGGUGGUAAUGACUGGGAGGUCUAUUCCUGCCGGGAGGAACCUCAGUUGGGUAAGGUGUACAUACCUGUACAGUUUUGGUCAUCUGCGGUAAGUUCUAUGGUAUUUAUUGGCAUGUCCAAUUUGCUUGCACUUUUCCACAUCAGACCUUCCACUAAAGGGUACCGAUUCAAUACAAAAGAGAAAAGAAGAACCUCUCAGUGCUUUUCCAACGAAUGUAAAGUGGGUUUAAAAGAUCCCUGCAUAGAUCGUUUUGGAUGGCUGACGUUCUUGACAAGUCAGGGCAAGUGUUUAGAAUCUUAGCAACUGAACAUGACAUUGUACACUGUGAUUAUUUUUCAGCUAUGGUAGGUCAUAUUUUGUUUUAUACCAGAGCUGUACUCUUAAUUUUAAGGAGUUUCAAUGAACCAAAAGAUAACUGUCAAUUUAUUUGGAUGGAUGGAUGGAGGGAUGGAAGAAGGGAGGGAAGGAUGUCUGGGAUGUGAAGUCGCAAGGCAGAAAUGGACGAUGAACAUCAAAAACUAUCAGAGGACAGGUCUGUGCCAGGUACCAGGAAGGACAAGAUAAGUCCAAGCCCCGGCUGGCCUGCUCUCAUGUGUCUGUGUAAGAUCGUGCAAGAGAAAUCACAGUGCCUUCUACAGAAUUUUCGUCUUUACCUAUGUGAAGCGAGGUGACGUGAUACGUCACUGGCGCCGUCUUAUAAUUUAGAUGUAAAAAUCUUUAGAAACAAAUAAAACUCUCUAUAUAUGUGUAUGUCUGUGUACAAAAAUGACAGAGCUGAUGGCCAGUGUAUACGGAGUGUGGCCCAGGGUGUACAAUACCCAUAUAAGGUACCUUGUGCAGGAGGGGAAUUGCUGGCUGCUUUUACUUCCUGACCAAGACUGAAAAAUUAUUUACUGAAAUCUGUAAACCUUUUUAUGAAACUUUUAAGCACCAGGCUGUUUACUUACACAAUUUAGGUCUGCCAGAAAAUUCUAUCUGUGAUAGAUCUGUAAAGAGGGUCAGGGGUUAGAGUUUACUAUUUUUGAAGUUUACAUUGUUACAUAUGAAAUGGAAACAUUGUUUUGAAAUGUUGUCAUAACCCAAUGGUGCAUUCUGUAACCAUGGAGUCUUUUGUUUCCUGGGGGAAAGGGGCAUUCAUGACCUGAAGUUUUUAGCAAAUUAUUAUUCUCAGUUUCCAUUACCUGUUUGGCCAAACAGAUUAAUAAAAUAUUUGAAAAAGAAGCA